This is a messenger RNA of Planococcus citri (citrus mealybug), 2579 nucleotides long. RefSeq names its product glycogen [starch] synthase (gene GlyS). Gene Ontology annotation, cellular component: cytoplasm. Gene Ontology annotation, molecular function: alpha-1,4-glucan glucosyltransferase (UDP-glucose donor) activity. The record is from RefSeq and is a predicted model, not a curated record. Bases 319 to 2409 code for a protein of 696 amino acids. The transcript has 14 exons. Lineage: Eukaryota; Metazoa; Arthropoda; Insecta; Hemiptera; Pseudococcidae. Gene Ontology annotation, biological process: glycogen biosynthetic process.
GAAACAAAGUUAUCGUUCAACUUUCAAAUAAGUUCAAAAAUUAGCUCAACUGAUCGCUAAACAUUCGUUCAGAGUAAAAAUUACACUGUUACAUUGUUCUCUAGUCAAGAUAAUAACUACAAUGACUCGAUAAAUUCAUUGAUCGCAUUCAAAACCGGUGAAAAAUUCACUGAGAGCAAAACGAACAGUUUAUUACUUGCUUGACUGAAUAGCGAACAGCAAUAAGUAUACAGUGUUGGAAAAAGUUUACUGAUUAGUACCAAAUGUUCGAUUAUUAGUGUUAAUCAUUUUGGGUGUUGUCUUCGAAGCGGUGAAAAUAUGUCUCGUGAUCGUGCUAGUAAAAGGUUCUAUCGAGUUGAUAGCAAUUACGAUCUGCUACGGUUUCUUGAUCGAGGAGAAGUUGCUGCGUACCAAAAUCGAUGGACUUUCGAAGUAGCGUGGGAAGUUGCCAACAAAGUUGGCGGAAUCUAUACCGUUUUACGAUCCAAAGCUCUGGUAUCUACCGAAGAACUAGGCAAUCAGUAUGUACUCCUUGGACCUUAUAAAGAACACUGUGCCAGGACCGAAGUCGAAGAAACAGAGUUUCCUUUCGAUUCUCCGUUAUAUAAAGCAGUAUCUAUAAUGAGAGAUCAAGGAUAUAAAAUCCAUACAGGAACUUGGUUAGUCGAUGGUAAUCCUCUAGUAAUCUUGUUCGAUAUUGGAUCAGCUGCUUGGAAAAUGGACGAGUAUAAACAAGACCUCUGGAACGGUACGAAUAUCGGUAUACCUCAUUUAGACGUCGAAGCUAACGACGCUGUGAUUCUGGGUUAUCAAGUAGCUCAUUUUAUUCAACACUUUUACAAAGAAGCCAAAGAAUACGCCGACUCAGAACCUCGAAUCGUUACUCAUUUCCACGAAUGGCAAGCUGGUAUUGGUUUAAUAGCUCUAAGAACGUGGAAGGUGCCUGUAGCGACAGUUUUCACUACUCAUGCUACGUUACUAGGACGUUACCUGUGUGCCGGAAACACGGAUUUUUAUAAUAAUUUAAAAAGCUUCAGCGUCGACGAAGAAGCAGGCAAACGUCAAAUAUACCAUCGUUACUGUAUGGAACGAGCUGCCACUCAUCUAUGCCACACUUUCACCACAGUCUCCGAGAUAACCUCCUACGAAGCUGAAAAUUUGCUCAAACGAAAACCAGACGUAAUUACUCCCAAUGGUCUCAACGUAAUCAAGUUCUCGGCUUUGCACGAAUUUCAAAAUUUACACGCGACUGCCAAAGAGAAAAUCCACGAGUUCGUUCGUGGACAUUUUUACGGCCACUAUAAUUUUGAUUUGGAAAAGACUCUGUAUUUUUUCACUGCCGGUCGAUACGAGUUCAGUAAUAAAGGAGCUGAUAUAUUUAUCGAAUCGUUAGCCAGACUGAAUCAUUACUUAAAGGCUGCUGGCUCAGAUAUCACUGUGGUCGCGAUACUUAUAUUCCCAGCCAAGACAAAUAAUUUCAACGUUGAGAGCUUAAGAGGACACGCUGUAACCAAAAGUUUACGAGAUGCAUUGCACGAGAUACAAAUUAAAAUGAGUAAAAGAAUGUACGAGAUUUGUCUCAGAGGUAGAAUGCCAGAUCCUGAAGAACUGCUCAUGAAAGAUGACAAAGUACGAAUUAAACGUUGUCUGUACGCUCUACAACGCGAUGGAUUACCUCCGAUUACCACUCACAAUGUAGUCGAUGACUGGAGUGAUCCCAUAUUGAGUUCUAUUCGAAGAUGCCAUCUUUUCAAUACCGUCCAUGAUAGAGUCAAAGUUGUCUUCCAUCCUGAAUUCUUGAGUUCAACGAAUCCCUUAUUUGGUCUAGACUACGAAGAAUUCAUUCGAGGCUGCCAUCUUGGAGUAUUUCCCAGCUACUACGAACCUUGGGGAUAUACUCCAGCUGAAUGCACUGUUAUGGGUAUUCCAUCCAUUACAACGAAUCUAUCCGGUUUUGGAUGCUUCAUGCAAGAUCACAUAGCAGAUCCGAUGAGCUACGGAAUCUAUGUCGUAGAUAGAAGAUAUAUCGGUCUAGAAGACUCCAUUAGACAACUAGCUCAAUACAUGUUCGAUUUUACACGUUUAUCCAGACGCCAAAGAGUCAUACAACGAAACCGUACCGAACGUUUGAGCGAUUUAUUAGACUGGAGGAACUUAGGAUCGUUUUACAGGCUAGCGAGAGCUAAAGCCCUGCAAAAUGUAUUCCCUGAUUUUAUCAUGGAUGAUGAAGAAGAAAUCAUUAAAGCGAAGAAUUUCAGAUACCCUAGACCGUAUUCCGAACCUCCAUCGCCUAGCAGUAGCCGUCCUACUACUCCUGGUACAUCGAUACGCGGAUCAGACGAUGAAGAAGAUGAAAUCGAUGAUGAGAAUGAACUCGCUGAACUUUCAUUGAAUGGAGCCAGUCGUUGAUUUUAAGUCAAAAUUUAUAAACUUUCUUUUAUGUGCCAUAGAGUGCUACGUCAAGUGCUCCUCGUAUUUUUUUUCAUCAAACUGUGAGCGUGUUUGUUUUUAAUUAAACGAUAAGUUUUAAAUAGUAAUUUGAAGACAAUAAAUAUUUUCAUUAAUUUAUUUAUACAAAA